Lithohypha guttulata is the source of this 1767-nucleotide messenger RNA. RefSeq lists its product as uncharacterized. The transcript has 2 exons. Lineage: Eukaryota; Fungi; Ascomycota; Eurotiomycetes; Chaetothyriales; Trichomeriaceae. Gene Ontology annotation, cellular component: mitochondrion; glutamyl-tRNA(Gln) amidotransferase complex. Gene Ontology annotation, biological process: mitochondrial translation; glutaminyl-tRNAGln biosynthesis via transamidation. Gene Ontology annotation, molecular function: glutaminyl-tRNA synthase (glutamine-hydrolyzing) activity. Bases 1 to 1767 code for a protein of 588 amino acids. The record is from RefSeq and is a predicted model, not a curated record.
AUGCUUCGAAGAUGGUACUGCCACCGCUUCGUGAGCACAGCUCGCUUGUAUACCAGCUCGCUCUGCGCUCAGCGUAAAUGUUUCAGCACCAGCACGCAUUGCCGCUUUCAUGCCACUGCCGUUGAUGAAGCGGAGGUAGCGCCUCUGCGGAAGCAGCUGAAAGAUGCUGCUCGCGCCAGCAGACAUCAACAAGUGUCCGACACGAACGGGAAAGAUCAGCUGCGCCGAGAGCGACUCAAGGACUGGGAGUUGACUGUUGGCAUUGAGAUUCAUGCGCAGCUCAACACAUCCAGCAAGCUAUUUUCACGUGCGAGCGCAGACUGGACCGAUGUUCCCAAUGCAGCAUUAUGGCCAUUUGAUAUGGCUGUGCCAGGCAGCCAACCAUUAUUCCAACCACCUGUGCUUAUCCCGGCUCUGCGCGCUGCUAUUGCUCUCGAUUGUGAUAUUCGGCCGCGUAGCAAGUUCGAUCGCAAACACUACUUCUACCACGAUCAGCCAGCAGGCUACCAGAUUACGCAGUAUUACGAGCCCUUUGCGGUAAAUGGCCGUGUCACAUUGACACAACAAGACGGUCUGGCUCCAGAAGAAGGCACACUACAUAUUGGCAUAAAGCAGGUUCAGCUCGAGCAGGAUACUGCAAGGACGCAGCAGCACGACGAGGAAACAAGUUUGAUUGAUUUUAAUAGGUCAGGCCAUGCUCUUGUAGAGAUCAUAUCACUCCCCCAGCUUCACUCUCCACAAGCUGCGGCGGCGUAUGUGCGCAAGGUGCAGUCCAUUUUGUAUGCUGUCGACGCCGCAACUACAGGAAUGGAGCUUGGUGGACUGCGAGCUGACGUCAACGUCUCUGUCCGCAGGUUCGAUGGCGCCACAGGUAACCACUCUUACAGUGGAGUGACAGGUCUAGGACAACGGACAGAGAUCAAGAACUUGAGCUCGUUUAAGAGUGUUGAAGACGCAGUUUGCGCUGAAAGAGAUCGCCAGAUUGACAUUCUCGAAGCUGGUGGUAAGAUUGAGGGAGAAACUCGAGGCUGGUCGCUCUCAAAUCCAGGAGCUACUCGACGCCUCCGCGGUAAAGAAGGUGAGGUCGAUUACAGAUAUAUGCCCGAUCCCGACAUAUUGCCUUUGCAUAUCGACAAUGACCUCGUCGCUCAUUUUCGGUCCACUCUACCACCCGUGCCAGAUCAACUGCUGGAUAUGCUGCGCUUGUCUUAUGGUUUGACUGCAGAUGACGCUGGUGCUCUGCUGAACUUAGACAACGGGACACGACUGCUGUACUAUCAGGAUGUUGUCUCUCGCUUGACUCCCUCCUCCAACAACAACAAGACAGCCUUUGGCGUGCACGUCGGGAACUGGAUCCUACACGAGUUAGGCGCUCUUCUGACUACGACAGAAACAGAAUGGCAUCCGGAUCUGAUCCAUGCUCAGCAAAUGUCUGAUCUCAUCUCUCUACAGCUAAAGGGUCAGCUCACUGGUCCGUCAGCCAAAAAAUUGCUACGUAUCCUCUUCGCAGGAGAGAAGGAACCGGUCUCAGUUAUAGCUGAACGUGAGAACCUGCUAUUUCAAUCGAUGAACGAUCAAGAAUAUGUCGAGCUUGCAAAUCGCGUCAUUCAAGACCAUCCAAAAGAAGUUGAAAUCGUCCAAAAAAACAGCAAGCAGGCUCAAGGCAAACUAAAAUUCCUGCUAGGACAGAUGAUGCGACAUGGCGACAGGAACCGUAUGGAAGCGCAACGAGCUGAAAAGACUUUGAGAUCGAUUUUGAUGCCGUAA